UAGAUAAGAUAUUUCCAGCUCAAGAGCAGAAACUCCCUUUCCCAGCUGCGAAAGCUUCAAUUUUGAUUCGAUUCCCACAUAAUCAGACCCUAAUUGCUCGAUUCCGAUGGCUGCGUUGUUCAAUUGAUUGCUAAAUUCCUUCAAUUUUUUUUUUUAAAUUCUGCAGUGAUGAACUUAUCGGCGAGUUUUGGCGGGAGUCUCAUCCUUCCCGUUUCUCGCUGCGAUUCUUGCAGUCGGGUUUGCUUUUCGCCUCCGGGAACUGUGGGAUGGAAAUUGAGCUCGCGCUGCUUGUUGAGGAAGAAGGUGAUUAGGAGAAGUAGCGAGGCAAAGACGGAGCCUGUGAGUAAUAACGAUGAGGAAAGUAACUCUCAUGGUGGGGAUGGAUUUGUGUCGAGUGAUUCGUCUCUCGCGAAUGAGGAUUCUCAGAAUGUGGAUGAUAAUCCAUCGGGUGAGUCGAACGUGUUUGAGUCGAAAGAGUUUGCAAACGAAGGAAGUGAUGGAACCAGUGAGGCCCAAGUCAAGAGUGAGGAUGAUAAUGAAGUUCAAAUUACGAGUGGUUCGCCUCUUCCAGGUCUGAAGCAGCAAGAGUUCGAUGAGUCAAUAAGAAUUUCGAAGGAAACAAUUGACAUUCUGAAGGAUCAGGUUUUUGGUUUCGACACCUUCUUCAUAACCAGUCAGGAACCCUAUGAAGGUGGUGUGUUAUUCAAGGGAAACCUACGAGGACAAGCUGCCAAAAGUUAUGAAAAAAUAGCUACGAGAAUGGAAGACAAAUUUGGAGAUCUAUAUAAACUGUUCCUUCUAAUUAAUCCCGAGGAUGAUAAGCCUGUCGCGGUUGUGGUACCUAGGAAGACACUGCAACCGGAUACCACUGCUGUUCCCGAGUGGUUUGCUGCCGGGGCUUUUGGAUUGGUCACGCUGUUCACCUUACUUCUGAGAAAUGUUCCUGCAUUACAGACGAAUGUAUUAUCAGUACUUGAAAAUGCCGAGUUGUUGAAGGAUGGCCUUCCGGGAGCCCUUGUUACAGCACUUAUUCUAGGCAUACAUGAAAUCGGUCAUAUUAUAGUUGCAAAAGAAGCUGGGAUUAAGAUGGGUGUGCCAUAUUUUGUCCCUAGUUGGCAGAUAGGCUCCUAUGGAGCUAUAACGAGGAUACUGAAUAUCGUACGCAAGCGUGAAGAUCUCUUGAAAGUUGCAGCAGCCGGUCCUUUAGCUGGCUUUGCUUUAGGCUUUGUUCUUCUGCUUUUAGGAUUCAUUUUACCACCCACUGAUCAGCUAGGUAUAGUCGUGGAUCCAUCGGUAUUUCAUGAAUCACUCCUAGUUGGGGGAAUAGCUAAGCUUCUCCUCGGAGGAGCUCUCAAAGAACGCACCCCUCUUUCAGUCAAUCCAGUUGUGCUAUGGGCAUGGGCCGGACUUCUGAUCAAUGCCAUUAACAGCAUUCCUGCCGGAGAGCUUGAUGGAGGACGGAUUGCAUUUUCUCUUUGGGGGAGAAAGGCUUCAUCGCGCUUAACUUCAGCGUCCAUUGUGCUUCUUGGACUGUCCUCAUUGUUCAGCGACGUGGCGUUCUACUGGGUGGUGCUGAUAUUCUUCCUGCAACGAGGGCCGAUUGCUCCGCUUUCAGAGGAGAUUACGGAACCCGAGGACAAGUACAAAGCCCUGGGAGUUGUGGUUUUGGUGUUGGGACUGCUUGUGUGCUUGCCAUAUCCAUUCCCUUUUACUAGUGACGAUUUACUUAAUUUUUAGCUUUAUUUUACCCUUUUAUUUAGCAUCUGCAUAGGUUAUCCAAUGUGUUGUUUGUAAAUGAAUAAUGAGAUGCAUCACAAUUUUGCCUAUACUUUUUCGAUUUUCAUGUGA
Salvia hispanica is the source of this 1848-nucleotide messenger RNA. RefSeq names its product ethylene-dependent gravitropism-deficient and yellow-green-like 2 (gene EGY2). Gene Ontology annotation, biological process: proteolysis. The record is from RefSeq and is a predicted model, not a curated record. Lineage: Eukaryota; Viridiplantae; Streptophyta; Magnoliopsida; Lamiales; Lamiaceae.